This is a messenger RNA of Botrytis sinoallii, 2406 nucleotides long. RefSeq lists its product as uncharacterized. The record is from RefSeq and is a predicted model, not a curated record. Bases 1 to 2406 code for a protein of 801 amino acids. The transcript has a single exon. Lineage: Eukaryota; Fungi; Ascomycota; Leotiomycetes; Helotiales; Sclerotiniaceae.
AUGCUCCCUCGCCCAUCGACUUCCUGUCGAAGGCUCAAACAUCUCACAACAUCCUUUGAAUGUGUAUGGGUCUCUGAGGAGGAUCUUUGCAAUGCAUUCCAACGCUUCUGCGGUGCCUCGAAUACAAUACGUCGACAUGGAAGCUCAGUGCCUGGCCCGUUGGAAAGCAGAAGAAGAUUGGGGAGGAGAAGAAUGGCAUAUGCCACAGAGAUGACACAGGGUUCAAUGUACGAUCCGGGGGCUUUGUGGUGCUCAUCAUGGGGGCCAGAGAAGAUUGAAUCGCAGUGGGAGGCUCCAACACCUCGAAUCACGGAACAAUCAAAGCAUCCGCCAGCUUUACCAUCUUGGUUGACCAAUUGGACUCCUAUGCCCGAAGAACCUGCGGACGUUUCUAUGGAGCCUGUAAUUGCGGAAGACUCGAGCGAGAAAGGCUAUGAUAUCUUGCGACAGGAAAGGCAUAUCCAAGACCAUUUUCACGAUUUUGAAAUGGCAGUAGAGCUAAAUCAUCGAGAAUCUAAUGAGUUGAAAGCGGACUGGAAUACGGAAAAGAAGAAGGGUCGGCAUCAACAGUUGAUUGGACCGAAGAAAGCUUUAAAGCUUUGCAUAUCGUUUGGUAAAAGACUCCAGCAGAGUCUUACUCUUGGGCUAGUUACUAGCGAUCUGCUGUCUAACUCACUUCGAACUGUUACAAAUGUUCUCGUGGAUAUUCAUAGCGGCUCUUACUCCAACGCUAAAGGUUGUAGCAGACAAAGUCCCAAGACGGAAGAUUUUUUUUGUGGAGGAGAUGCUGAUGCAGCUAAAAAACUGCUUGCUUUCUAUAGACAAGUCUGGGAUGGCAUUGUGUCUUGUAAAGUUCUCACGCCCGCCGAUUUUGAUUCGGAAGUCAUAGCAGAAUAUUUGUCGUUGAUUGCAGAUCUCCCAAGCACCAAUGAAACACAACUUCUGGUUUCUGAAAUACUUCCUUCGUUAUCCGCAGUUCAAUUGGGUAGUAAUGUAGACAAUAUUUUGUCUAUAUUCAAUAAGUGGUCAUUAAGCUGGCUCCGAAAAAUGACUGCUCCAACAAAUAGAAACAAAUUCUUGACGGAAUCAGAGACAUCUUUGAUAUCCUCACAACGAAGUAUUAACCACCUCCGAAUGCUAAUGUGGUCCAAUCGAGGCAAGGAAACGCCUGAGCUGUUGAAACGCGUUCGAGAAAUCCUAAUUCAAGCAUCUACGAAUCUUUCCACUGCCAGCACAGAAUUGUGGUCUGCGGAAAACAUGUUUUUGCCUCAAAGGCACUCCAUUGAUGUGAUGAGCCGAACUCUUAACAAUUUACCUAACGAGAUAACUUCUGUUCUGAUCAGAUCUCAUUCGGGUGUCAUCUGUUCUACAACUUUCUGGGACCAGAAGAGUGUAUCGGGGCUCAAAGACUACCUUGCUCAAUCCCACAGGACACGAUUAAAUUGGCUUUCUGUGCUUUCCAGAUUGAAAAACAUCGACAGUUCAAUGUUCACAGAGGCAUUCAAAUUAUUGCAGCAACAAGAUCUCAGCCCGUUCAAUCUGGACACCAAGGAAUAUACUUUGACAUGGCGCCAGAUGUCUGAGCUUGUUCUAACUCGUUGGGCUAGUCAGGGCGCUUUAACAAACAGCAGCGUAGUCAUCGACACCUUCAAGAUCAAGACCCUUCAUUCUCCCUCAUCCUUUGGGUGGCUUCUGUGGACUUUAAAAGAGUACGGACAGUUGAGCGACGAGAAGAUACAAGAUCUAUUUGGUUUUCUCCGAGAUAUACAAGCGUUCGGCCACAUACACGCAGUGCUAAGGCAGUCAAAAAUGUUCAACUUGCGGAUAAAUUCCAAAGUCCUAGCAGACCUCAUCAACACAACGACUCUCGUAGAUCUUCAAGCUGCGUAUAAUAUAUACAUGCAACAUUGCAUAGGUGAGAUCGAGCCUGAGAAGUGUGCGCCUUUGUUUGCUACAAUGGUAUAUCACGGAAGCGAGGGAAUCUGGGCCGCAUUGGAUGCUCCAAUAUACGCAGCAAUGCCAAAGUGGAGACGAAAAGCCCCAUCACCAGAGAUUCUUUCACAAGCACGAAUUCAACUUAUACAUGAAAUGGCAACAGCGUUUGCACAUCAAAAUAUCGAGCAUCCCAGACAAGCUCUUCGUAAUGUGACACAAUGUUGGCACUAUCUUCGUGCGCAUAAGGUUAAACCGGCGUCGGAAAUCUCAAGGGCGAUUACACAGGUGGGCAUCAUUGCGGAUGUGAGGAAUGAAAAGUGGGGUCGAACAGAAAGAGUGAGAUGGGUUCUGGAUGUUAUUGAAGAGGCGGAAGGCCCAGAGGUUGCGGAUGCAGUGAGAAAGGCGGUGGCUAAAUGGAGGCAAAAACUAAAAAUCAGACUUGAGAAGAAGAAAGAAGGCUAUAUUGAGUAG